AUGAUGAUUCGCCUUGUGUGGCCGUCGCGGUGGUCGUUCAUAAAAUACGUUUACUUCCUCAAUAGGACCAGCGCCUUUAUUUCUUCGUUUUCUCUGGUAUAUCUGUUGUUAGCCAUCAGUGAAGAAGAGUCAUGCAGACCAAGCGUAAUUGCCACUGCUCUGAUGGGACAGUUGACCUUCGUCAUCGGAGAGAUUGUCCUUUUCAUGCGUGUACAUGCCAUUUGGUGCUGCACCAGGCGCUUGCUAAUUCUCCUGUUGAUGCCGGGUGUGGUGGGAUCGGCUUACGCCGGCUUGCGUGCGGCCAGCACUGCCAUCGCCAGUGACGACAUUUCCAGAGCUGUUCGACUCGGGAUGCCUAGUGAUCUACACAAGCACAAUGCAAUGGGCUUGUUAUCUUAUUCUCCUAUCCCAUGA
Messenger RNA from Fomitiporia mediterranea MF3/22, 414 nucleotides. RefSeq lists its product as uncharacterized. The coding region runs from base 1 to 414 and encodes 137 amino acids. The record is from RefSeq and is a predicted model, not a curated record. Lineage: Eukaryota; Fungi; Basidiomycota; Agaricomycetes; Hymenochaetales; Hymenochaetaceae. The transcript has 8 exons.